CCAUUCUCCCCCGUCCUGCUCAAUAGCCUCCAUAACAUCCAGCAAACGGCUCCCGCUUCAAAUACAGUUAUGCGGAUUGCGCGCUUUGGCAUUAUUCCAGAUUUGGGUCGGAAAGAAACUAACUUUCUAAAGGUUAAGGAAUGGGGGACUGGUCCAUUCUUGGCCGUUUCCUCACGGAGGUGCAGAACCACUCCACGGUGAUCGGCAAGAUCUGGCUGACCAUGCUCCUGAUCUUUCGCAUCCUCCUGGUGACGCUGGUGGGCGACGCGGUCUACAGCGACGAGCAGUCCAAGUUCACCUGCAACACGCUGCAGCCCGGCUGCAACAACGUCUGCUACGACACCUUCGCCCCCGUCUCGCACCUGCGCUUCUGGGUCUUCCAGAUCGUGCUGGUCUCCACGCCGUCCAUCUUCUACAUCGUCUACGUGCUGCACAAGAUCGCCAAGGACGAGAAGCUGGAGAUGGAGAAGGUGCAGGUGCGGGUGCUGGCCAAGCGGGGACCCCCGCGGGCGCGGGCGGGACGAUCGAACCGGGGCGGGGAGAGGGAGGAAACUCUGGAGGCAGCCACGCCCGCCUUCAGCCCCCGUUUUGAGGAGGAGUGGAGCCCCCAGGAGGGGGAAUGCGUGGAGCAGAGCCUCCUGGAGGAGGAGCUCGGGGAGGUGGGAAAGGACCCCACCCAGCUGUCCAGCCAGGUGCUGCUCAUCUACAUCGUCCACGUGGUGCUGCGCUCCAUCAUGGAGAUCGCCUUCCUGGUGGGGCAGUACUACCUGUUCGGCUUCGAGGUCCCCCACCUCUUCCGCUGCGAGACCUACCCCUGCCCCAACCGGACCGACUGCUUCGUGUCCCGGGCCACCGAGAAGACCAUCUUCCUCAACUUCAUGUUCAGCAUCAGCCUGGGCUGCUUCAUCCUCAACAUCGUCGAGCUGCACUACCUGGGCUGGGUCUACAUCUUCCGCAUACUCUGCUCCGCCUGCUCCACCUGCUGCGAGCAGGACCGGGACCCGGCCGGGCGCGCGGGGCUCUACCACGUCCACAACCCCCUCCUGCUGCAGCUCAAGCACUCGCUGCGGGGACGGGUGGUCCUGCAGACCCCCCCGCCCCUGUCCCAGGAGAAGGCCGGCGGCCCGCCCGCGCACGCGCCCGCCAUCUCCUUCGAGACGGACUCCACCGUGGAGUGCACGUCCAAGAGGAGCCCUGACGACAAGGAGCGCGCCAAGGCCAAGCUGGCGAGCGCGGCCAAACUGGGGCGCGGCAAGAAAUCCUGGCUGUGA
Messenger RNA from Anguilla anguilla (European eel), 1271 nucleotides. RefSeq names its product gap junction delta-2 protein. Gene Ontology annotation, cellular component: connexin complex. Gene Ontology annotation, biological process: cell communication. The record is from RefSeq and is a predicted model, not a curated record. The coding region runs from base 141 to 1271 and encodes 376 amino acids. NCBI's taxonomy places the organism in Eukaryota, Metazoa, Chordata, Actinopteri, Anguilliformes, Anguillidae. The transcript is spliced from 2 exons.